Molecule: messenger RNA, 2268 nt
Organism: Xyrauchen texanus (razorback sucker)
Lineage: Eukaryota; Metazoa; Chordata; Actinopteri; Cypriniformes; Catostomidae
Product: synaptotagmin-like protein 4
Exons: 17
Coding region: 167-2263 (698 amino acids)
Biological process (GO): exocytosis; intracellular protein transport
Cellular component (GO): exocytic vesicle; plasma membrane
Molecular function (GO): small GTPase binding; neurexin family protein binding
Source: RefSeq, a predicted model, not a curated record
GUUCCAGCCUCUCUGACGCGCAGAGCUGCAGUAGUUACUGAAAAGAUUCCUUUUGUUCCGGGACGAGGUUUUUAAUUAGGCAAGGCUGGAAGUCGGUGAGUUCGCACGGAGAAGCAACAGCAGAGGAAAUUCUUGCACCAUUUGAAGCUGGGUUUGACACUUGAGGAUGGUGCAGAACAUGGAGAUCACCGUAUCUUUGCUGACGGACUCGGAGCAAGGUUUCAUUCUAGAAGUCUUACGGCGGGAUGAGGAACUGAGGCGCUUGGAGGAGCAGCGUGUGAAGAGGCUAAAAGCUGAGUUGCUGGUAAUCCGAAGAAAGGGUGCCAAACAUGGCAGUGGGAAAUACAGUGAACACAGCUGUGGCCGCUGCCAGGAACCUAUGGGACUUCUGGCCCAUGGUAGCCAGUGUAGGGGGUGCAAACAUCACAUUUGCAGAAAAUGCCAAUCCGUUCGAUCCAAUGGGUCUUGGUUGUGCACAGUGUGUGCCAAAGAGAUAGAUCUUAAGAUGAGCACUGGAGAUUGGUUCUAUGAUGAGAGGGUUAACCGCUUCUCUACAGCUCCUGGACACAAUUUAGUCCGAGUUUCCCUCAGGAAGAAGUCUCCAAUUAAAAGGCGUGAGACAGCUGGGGAAUUUCUGUUAAGCAGAACGGAGUUAAAUUCCCACCAGGCAGUGCCUGUGCCCAAACCUAGACUGAAGGACAUUGCACUAACAAAAAAGAGCUCUCCUCCUGAGGUAAUUGAGAGACUUUAUGUACGAGAGCAGCAGCGUAGUGACACAGAAUCAGCUGAGAAAUCCAGUCUGGGCAGCAACUGCACAGAAUCAUCCCACAGUACCCCACUAAUGCAGAGAAAAGAGGAGAUGACAGCUAAGAUCAGCCCAGCAGACUCCACUGUGUCCAGUCUGACAGAACCCACUAACUCUAACAGCAUUUCAAGCUCCACCUCAGCCAUUGAAACAGCCUCUUUAAUUCAUCAUAUGAAUUUCUGCUCUGAAUCAUUGCCUGACGUCGAUGGGAUUUUCAAGAAAAGCAUCAGAAGAGUGCACAAACUUUCAGAUAUUAAACCAGCCUCCACACUUGAUUUGCGUGAAGAUGGAACAGAGUGUACUGUAUCCUCUAUAAGAGACAGAAGCAAGUCCGUCCCUGGCCUUAAUGCUGAUGAGGAGGAGGAGGAGGAGGAGGAGGAUGAUAUUGAUAGCUUGGUGAAUAUACACAGACAGAAAUUUGGUGAUAGCUGGGGAACUCUGCAAGGCUCAAGGACCACUCUGGGUAGUACAAUGAGUGUGUACAGUGAAGCAGGAGACUAUGACAGUGUUGAAGUGAGUGGAGACAUUGUCUUCUCUCUCUGCUACGAUGAUCCCAGUCAGAGCCUGACUAUCUUGGUCCGUGAGUGUCGAGGGCUGGCUUAUGCUGAUUCAGCAAAAAAGAAGUGCAAUCCAUAUGUCAAGGCCUACCUCCUUCCAGACAGAAGCAAGAAGAAAACAUCUAUCAAACAUAACACCAUCAACCCCAGUUUUAAGGAAAACCUGAAGUAUUCUAUUAAUCACACCCAGCUGCUGACUCGCAUACUACAACUCUCAGUUUGGCACUAUGACCGUUUUGGCCGCAAUACUUUUCUGGGUGAGGUGGAGUUGCCAAUGUAUAACCAUGACAUUGACUCUGCCAAUGACGAGUGUAUGGCUCUUAGAGAAAAGGCAGCUACCCCAUCAGCACCAUCUCCAUUUGAUCAAUACAAAGGAGAGCUGGUGAUUUCACUUAAAUAUGUCACAUCAAAUAAUGCAAAGAGUGCUAAGGGAAAAGGGAAAAAGACCAGACCUGAGGAUGGUGCGGAGCUGCAUGUGUUGAUCAAAGAGGCCAAAAAUCUGACUGCCAUGAAAGCUGGAGGCACAUCUGAUUCCUUUGUGAAAGGGUAUCUGCUGCCAUCGAAGAACAAGUCUUCCUUGAAGAGGAAGACUCAGGUGGUGAAGAAGACACUGAACCCACACUACGUCCACACAUUUAUUUACAAAGAGUUGAGUCUGGAGCAGCUGAAGGACAUGUUUCUGGAGCUCACUGUCUGGGACAGAGAGGCUCUGUCCAGUAACGACUUCAUGGGAGGAGUUCGCCUCAGCUUGGGAGCAGUGACUGUGAAGGAGGGAAAGGAAGAGUGGGUGGCAGACUCGUCGGGGGAGGAGAUCUCACUGUGGCAGAAGAUGAUACAGUAUCCAGACUGUUGGGCAGAGGGCACUCUUCCAAUGCGCUCAUCCAUGGGAAGGGGCAAGUAAGGACA